AUGGCCCCUCUCACCACCCCCUCGGUAUACCCCCCGGCGGGGCGCGAGUUCAUGAAAUGGCCGAGCCGGCGCAGCGUAGUCCACAGUACCGAGGGCAUUGUGGCAUGUACUCAGCCCUUGGCGGCCAAGUGUGGUCUGAAAGUGUUGAACGGGGGGGGUAACGCAGCGGACGCCGCUGUGGCCGUGGCCGCCGGCCUCAACAUGACAGAACCCACAUCCACCGGCAUCGGCGGCGACAUGUUCUGCCUCUUCUACGACGCCGCAGCCGGCACCGUGUCCGCACUCAACGGCUCAGGCCGGUCAGGCGCCGCGUGCACUCUCGAAAAAAUCCGCGGCGACCUGGGGCUGGCCGAGGGUGAGGCUGGGGAGAUACCUUUGACGAGUGUGCAUGCGGCGACGGUUCCCGGGGCUGCAGCGGGGUGGGUUGAUACGGUGGAACGGUUUGGGAGUGGGAAAUUGAGCUUGGAGGAGAUUUUGGGGCCGGCGAUUGAGUUGGGAGAGAGGGGGUUUCCUGUGUCGGAGGAUGCUGGGUUUUUUUGGACAAAAGGCGAAGCCUCCCUCCGCAAAGCCUCGCCCAACUUCGCCGAAAUGCUCAAAACCGACCCGUCCGCCCCCGACGGCGUACGCGCCCCCCGAGCCGGGGACAUCAUGAAGAAUCCCAACCUGGCGCGCACCUUCCGCACCCUCGCAACCGAAGGCAAACCCGGCUUCUACACCGGCCGCAUCGCCGAAGAAAUCGUGCGCGUGAUCCGCGACCGCGGCGGCCACGUCGAGCUAGCCGACCUCCGGCACCACCUCGACCAAGGCGGUAGCGAGCCUGUCGAUCCCAUCUCCCUCAAGUUCCGCGGCCAGGGCUGCGCUUCCGCCCCAAGGUCGUCUCCGGGAGGUGGUGGGGGCGGGAUUGAGUUAUGGGAACACCCGCCUAAUGGCCAGGGGAUUGUUGCGCUGAUGGCGCUGGGGAUACUCCAGGAGCUGGAAGCCGCGGGGACGAUCCCGACGUUCACUCCCGACGACCACAACACCACCCCUUACCUACACGCCAUCAUCGAAUCCCUCCGCAUCGCCUUCGCCGACGCCCACUGGUUUGUCACCGACCCGUCCACCAACCCCGUUCCCGCAGCCGAACUCAUCUCCCAGCCUUACCUCGCCGCCCGCGCCAAACUCUUCAACCCCUCCGCAGCAACCCCCAGUUUCACCCACGGCGACCCAACCAACCCAACCUCUUGGUCAACCUCCCCAGCGCUGCGGUCUAGUGAUACAGUGUACUUCGCCGUGUCAGACGCGCAGGGCAACGCCAUCUCCUUCAUCAACAGCAACUACGCCGGGUUCGGCACGGCGAUGGUUCCGCGCGGGUGUGGGUUUACGCUGCAGAACCGAGGGGCGAAUUUUAGUCUGGAGCCGGGACAUCCGAAUGCGCUGGCGCCGAGGAAGAGGCCGUAUCAUACUAUUAUUCCGGGGUUGGUUACGAAUCUUGAUGAGGACACUUCCACUUCUUCCCAGACUGGUGGUAGUACUGGCGCCCACGGCACCAAAACCGGCUCUUUACACUCCGUCUUCGGCGUAAUGGGCGGUUUCAUGCAACCCCAAGGGCACAUCCAAGUGCUCCUCGGCCAAAUCGCGGGCCAACUCAGUCCGCAGCAAGCCCUCGACGCGCCGCGGAUCUGUGUAGGCGCCGGCAUGGCCGAUGUGGGCGAUGUCAGGGGGGAAGUGGUGUAUGUGGAGGAUGGGAUGCCCGAGGAAACGGUGGAGGGACUGAAAGGGUUAGGGCAUAAUGUAAAGGUUUUGAAGGGGUGGGGGGGGAUGGGUAGGCAGAUGUUUGGACGGGGGCAGGUUAUUAGGUGGACGGUGGAUGAGGUGGAGGGACGGGGGGUUUGGUCGGGGGGGAGUGAUAUGCGGGGGGAUGGGGGGGCUUAUCCUGUUUGA
Messenger RNA from Dichotomopilus funicola, 1923 nucleotides. Its product is annotated as gamma-glutamyltranspeptidase. Lineage: Eukaryota; Fungi; Ascomycota; Sordariomycetes; Sordariales; Chaetomiaceae. The transcript is spliced from 5 exons. The coding region runs from base 1 to 1923 and encodes 640 amino acids. The record is from RefSeq and is a predicted model, not a curated record.